This is a messenger RNA of Bacillus rossius redtenbacheri, 9009 nucleotides long. Its product is annotated as transcription factor E4F1-like. Gene Ontology annotation, molecular function: RNA polymerase II cis-regulatory region sequence-specific DNA binding; DNA-binding transcription factor activity, RNA polymerase II-specific. Lineage: Eukaryota; Metazoa; Arthropoda; Insecta; Phasmatodea; Bacillidae. The record is from RefSeq and is a predicted model, not a curated record. Bases 514 to 2058 code for a protein of 514 amino acids. Gene Ontology annotation, biological process: regulation of transcription by RNA polymerase II. The transcript is spliced from 3 exons.
UAAAAACAACGCAAUAGUAUCGUAGAGAACAGCAGGUGUUUUCAUGUUUGUUGUCACUUGUACGAAACGUACUGAUUUUGGACAUUUAUGUUAUUUUGAAUCCAAAGUAUAUGUUCCUCGAAUAUAAUGGAUACUUGUGAAAGGUACUUUAAAUGUUUUUUGCUAAAAAUUACUGCAAGGUUUUGCGCGUGAAGCGAAUGUUUUUAAUGCCAUCUUGUGACCCUAUUUUGUGUGAAACGGAUUCUGAUUUAUUGUGGUUAUAAGUGAAUGUGUCAGAAACGAAAUGAAUUUUUUUUUGCUUGUCUAGGAAUGGAUAUUGUUGAUUUACUUUGCGUUAUUUAUUUUUGCAUCAGGUGACGUAUUUAAAGUUUAAAGGACACGUAAUGAAGAUCUACUUAUUUUGAGGCUGUGUCGAGUUGUGCUGUUGUCCACGUAUCGGCUCCACUGCGGCUGAACUUAUUAUUUACACAGUGGUACUAGAUAUCCGGGAAGCUGGAUACUAAAGGCGUGGAGAUGAACUUCACGCCCUUCGGCGGCCACUUCGGUGGCUCGCUCCCCACGGCCACGGUGCACCAGUUCGCCACGGCCAAGUUCGCGCACAACGUGGCGGCGGCCGGCGGCCAGGUGCUGGGCGUGCUGAGCGGCGGGGAGGGGGGCGUGCAUUACCUGCGGCCCGUCGACCCCAACGGCUUCACGGUGGCCGCGCACGGCACGGGCGGCGGGCAGCAGCAGACCAUCAUCACCCUGCCCAUCACCAUCGCGGGCAAGCCCGGGGAGGCCGGCCAGCCCCAGCAGACGGUGCAGAUCCAGGUGGUGAACCCCAACGUGUCGCUGGCGGGCGGGGCCAGCCCCACGGGCAACGGCGCGCCCAAGUACCACCUGUCCCCGCUGUCGGUGCACCACUUCCCGCAGGGCAUGCUGACCAUGGCGUACGGCGGGCAGGUGGCGGAGGCGGGCGAGGAGGGGGGCGCGGGCGACGGGGUGGUGCCCAAGGAGGAGCAGUCCUUCCCGGGGGCCGCGGAGGCGGGCGAGCUGGGCAAGGCCACGCAAACGCCCGGCGACGAGGAGCGAGACAAGGCCGACCCCCUGCAGCACGUCGUCAUCAAGGAGGACGACGAGCUCAAGGACGGGGAGGGCGCGGGCGUGCCCGCCGCCUGGCACGGCAUCCCCGCCUCGGGCACCACCGUGGCCGACUACCUGUCGCGCCUGCAGGGCGCCUCGCUGCCCCUCAACCUGCACCACUUCCUCAAGUUCUCCGCGGAGACCAUCAAGCGGGAGGCGGCCAUCGAGUCCUCCCCGCUGUCGGGCUCGGACCUGGUGGAGGCGGCGGUGGGCGUGGAGGAGGAGCGCGAGCCGGCCCCCUCCGGCAAGCAGAAGAAGAAGAAGAAGUACAAGAAGAAGCCGCCGAAGCCUCGCCGGCCGCGGCCCGGCCAGGUGCACAUCGCGACGGCGCUGGACGGCACGACGCUGUACUGCUGCCCCGAGUGCCACAUGGCCUACCCCGAGAAGGAGCUCUUGGAGCAGCACCUGGUGGGCCACAAGAUAGAGAGGCGGUUCAUCUGCGGCAUCUGCGGGGCCGGCCUGAAGCGCAAGGAGCACCUGGAGCGCCACAAGCUGGGGCACAACCCCGACCGGCCCUUCAUCUGCUCCGUGUGCCACAAGGGCUUCAAGCGCAAGGAGCACCUCAACCUGCACUUCGUCAUCCACUCGGGACAGAAGACGGAGGUGUGUACCGAGUGCGGGAAGGGUUUCUAUCGCAAGGACCACCUGCGGAAACAUGCUCGCAGCCACAUAGCCAAGCGUGUCAAGGAGGAACUGCAACAGCAGCAGCAGCAAUUGCAGCAGCAGCAGCAGCAGCAGCAGCAGCAGCAGCAGCAGCAGCAGCAGCAGCAACAGCAGCAGCAGCAACAACAACAGCAGCAACAACAACAGCAGCAGCAGCAGCAGCAGCAGCAACACCAGCAACCUACAACAGUGUCUGUGCCGAUGGUGACUACGGUUGUGCUGCCCACUGCAGCGGAAACUGGGGCGUUGUUACUCCAGCACCAAGGGCAGUAGGUCGCGCGUGGUCAGGACGUAAACCUCGCCAUGAGGAAAUGAUGUGUUUCUUUUGUUCCACUUGCUCUCUCAGUGUGAGGAUACGACGCAGCUGCUCAACACUUUCGAACGUAUACUCUCUACAAUAAUUUUAAAAGUUAAUAAUAAAAUUAUUAUUUUAUACAAAAAUAGAAAUUAAUUUAAUAUAUAAAUAUAUAAUUCAUCCAGCUUUUUAGCAUGCUGUCAUAAAGUAUUUUCCCAUAAUUUAAUACAAAUAUAAUGUAUCUCAGUUUUUUGUUCACCCCUAUUGCCGUCAUGCCAUCUUACAUACUUACGUACAAGGUAACUGCACGUUGAGCAUACGGGAUGAUGUGAUGUGAGUAGUUUAUAAAAUAACUGAUUCCUCCCAAUGGCUCUGUUGCUGUGUGCUUCUUCCACGACCUUCUCUUCGCUGGUGUGUUUCAUCGUGCACAAUAUCUUGCAAAAUCUUAAUUUUUAAAAAAAUGAUUAAAAUUUUUUUUUCUGUACAUUUAUACAUUAAAAUAAAAAAAAAUGAAUUGAUUGAAGAAAAAAAAGUUAAUUAAAUUUUUUUUCUCUGUACAGUGAUACUUUUCAAGAUUAUAAAAUGAAUUGAUUUCAUGAAGUACAAAAAUUAAUUUAUUUGUUAUAAAUUUUUUAUAUCGAACAUUAUAUUUGUAGGCAUGCAGUACAAUUCUGUAAACAAGCUAAGUCGAAAACUUAAGUCAAAAUUGACUUGGGUGAAGCUUUGUAAGCUGUGCUGGGUGUAAAGAAAAUGACAACUGUUUGGUUGCACCUGCGGCACACAUUGCUUCGAGGUUGUGACGACAGUGCCGGAGGUAGUGAUGGUUGGUCUAAUCUUGGCAGCACAGAGUGCCGAUGCAGCUAGGGCCCACAGCUUUAAGUCUUUUACAAAGAAGACCUUUGAGUAGUUACCAUUUGUAACGAGGCUGCUAGCAUCACACACAGGGGUAUUCUGUGUAAAAAGCUGGCCAAAAUUAUAUUUCUUUGUUAGUAUUUAUUUCAUAUUGCUUCAUAAGUAUUUUAGAUGUCAUUUUACUUAUUUUGGUGUGAUAUAAGCUUGUCUUACAACACACAUAAACAAAUUAUUAAAUGGUUAAGUUCAACCACCAGUAAAUAUAGUUCUAGUUAAUUUACCUUACACUACUUAACUAGGAUGCAAGCAGUCUUUCGGAAGCCAUUUAUUUCAUGAAUGCCUAGGCAUUUCGCUAAUCUUUCUUCCUCCUCCUCUUCCAGGUUCUGUGUUGUACUUGUUUCCGCUUGAAUAUGUAUCGUUUGCGUCAUGAGAAGUUCUAAUGCCUCUUCAGAGAACGACUUCUUUUUGCUUCUUACCGAAAGCCGGGAAAACGACAGUAGAGGGUCGAAGUCGGUAACAAUCUAUUCAGUACGUCCUUAUUACAUGUUAAUCUGGAGAACUUUCUUGCAACAUCCAUUCUGUAGUGAUGAAAGUGCUUGUUUCUGGCUUCAGUAGCUUCUUCUGAAAGCUGGCCUAUUGGUAGAAUCGCAUGUUCCAUAAUAGUUGGUCCAUGAGCCAAUAUUUUAUGUAUAGUGGGUGAAAUUGGAUGCCACCCAUAGAGCCUCACACAAAGUUCAGUAGUUUCCCUACAGAAGAUCUCACAUUUAAUAAUCUGUAUGCUAUGACCACUUGCAAGUGUUUCUGAAAUAAUUCUAAUCCUAUCAAUGAGGUCAAAAUCAACUCCAGUUAUUCUUGAAGCUGUCUGUGGAUCGGAGAAGAAUCUGCGCGAAGAGUUACCAAAGCUUAUCUUCUUCGGAAAUCAUUUCUAGAACAUUUUCUAGAUAUUUACACAGUCGUGAAAUAGUGUGGUCUAACAAAUCUUAUAAGUUGGUUUCAGCGCAAGUUUCAGUAAUAUGAAACGAAUCGACUUUCAGAUAGCAUUCGGCUUUAGCUUGUAUUAAUGAAUAACAAGGAUAGAGUUUUUUGUUUGAAUUUGACUUAAGUUGUACUGUCUUCGCGACAGACUGGCUUCCACAAACAUUGAUAGUUUUUGCAUUGUAGUCAAGGGCUGCAUGCUAUUUUUUUUUUGCGCUGUUGCUGGAAGCUCUUUUCGGAGAUUUUGACAUUUAGCAGAUGCAUCAGUUUUGCCAACAGCUCUUAAACUCAUUUGUGCAGCAUAGUGCUGAUAACAAGCGCUUGCGGUGUGCGGAAUGACUCGCUCCCAAUUGGUGCUGCAACGAGGAUAAUGGGUCCAGACUAACAGAUAACUGCCAUUUGUUGUAAUGUAUAUUUCACUUCUUGGAAAUAGUGUUCCUUUUCUCGUCUGUCUGUUAACAUUUGUUAUUUCGACUUUUGGCCAGCUUUUUAAGCAAAAUACCCCCGUGUGCGUCGUGGCAAGCCUUUACAGACAUCAGGUGGCCGCGCCUCCCGUUGCACUGGCCGGCCGCGCUGUGAACGCGAUCUCUCGCACGUCUUCAAGCAGUACUAACUGCCCUCCCUCGUAUCUGAAAUACUUAGGCCCCAGCAUUGCCACAUCAAGUGACUUCCAAGUAAUUUUCUUUUUUAAAAUUUUGGAUGUCAAGUUUUUACACGUAUGUUUUUGACUUUAAUUUUGUUGGUGUAAUUUUGCUGCACUGUCCGUAACUGUGAAUCAUGAGACACUUUUUCAGUUCUGUUUCCUACCUUGCAGAUGUUGGCAUUCUAAAGCAGCAGUUCCCAAUUUUUUUCGCCCAGGGAACCGUAUGAUCAACUUUGAUCACAGCUUGUAUAUUUAUAACAGUAAAAUCCUCUGAAGACAUUUGUGGAGGUUCCCAAAGUAUUAAAGCAUACUAACAAAAAAACAUAUUAAAAAAGGUAAAAUUAAUCCUGUGUUAUUAUUCCAGGUGUAAUUUUACAGCUGAAUUGCAAUGAGGCAGUGUCUUGCAACAGAAGUUUGACUGUGUUUGUGCUAGGAAGCUUAUCCGUAUGUUUGUGCUAGGAAGCUUAUCCGUAUGUUUGUGCUAGAAAGCUUAUCCAUAUGUUUUUGCAAGCAACCCCUAUCAAAAGUUAGUUAUUUUUAAGAAACAUUAUAAACCGUUAUUAAAAACUGAUAAUCAUAUAUAGUCUACUUUUGCAGGUUUUCGUUAACCAUCAUUAGUGUCUUGUGGGUUCUUGUUAAUGCUAAUGUUCACUUCAAAGUUCUCAUUAACUAAUUGGUACUAGAAGUUGUCUUUAGCCAUGUUAAUGAAAAUAUUUGUUUGUAGUAGUUUUGAAAUGCUGAUACAAAUAUUAAUAGUAUGAAAUGGCAGGUUGAAGGGAAAAAAGAAACAUGUUUUAUCAAAAUAAAUGAAAAUUUAUUUAAUUUUUAUUUUACAGUUAAAUUUUGAAUAUAAAUUAUAAUAUGCUUUGAAUUUUUGUGUACAUUGCAAAUUAAAAAUGAAUCUAACUUUCUGCUACCAUUUGUUUUUUAAAUAUUAGGAUAAUGAAAUAAAAUCCAGCAGACUACCUUUUUUGGUGUACCUUGUAAAAAUAAUUUUUAUCCUUGGUCUACUUUGUAGGUUAAAUGACUAGUCUUUGUAAACCUAAAAGUUCUAUAGUCGAGAAAGCAAUGAUGUUGAAAUAGGCCUACCCAUGGUACGUUAGGUUCGGUAGAUACGACCGUUCUGUGGUGAAUAGGCUGCGAACUUUCUUGACUUGUAACAUGCCAAACUCUAAUUCCGAUUGGAGGUCUUGUUUAAUCAAGAUGAUUUACUGUCUGUAAUAGUAACAUUCACUUAGAAAUGUAAAAAUUAAUAAUGAAAAUAGUGCUUGUAGUAUCUAUUCUUUAAUUUUUUCCCAGGGACAUAUUGAAAUUGGGAAUUUUUUUUGAAAUUAAACAGUAAAGUUGGUCAAAAACAAAAUAUUUUGUUAUAAAACAAUAUCAUGUGGCUUUUUAAAAUUUUAAGUAAAAAUAGGGUGCUGCUUCAAAUGAAGUAUUUCUAAAAAUAUUUUGCUGCUAACCUGUCUCCCCCAAGCUCCUUGGUACAUGGACGUAGCGGUGCAUGCGCACGUCUACCGGCUUCAGUUUCAUCCCCUGACCUUAGACAAUUGUGCAAGCAUAAGACAGCACUCCCUCUCUGGUUCUUAUUUGUUGCUCAUCAAUUAUAAAAUAUUUACUACAAAAACUGUGUGUUUUAUUAACUAUACUAAUUUUUUGAAAACAAUGGUAGGAAUUUCAGAAAUAGUCUAUGGGAAACUAUUAUUUAACUAGCUAUCACUCUUUUAUCGCACAUUUCAUUUCCACGUUGUGUUAUUGCAUCUGGUGUCUGUUUUCAAAAUUAAUUUUUUUAAUAUUUAUUUUCUAAGAAAACCUUUCUACUAGUGUAAAAUCUGUUCGCAAACUGCUUAUAAUUUCCUCUAUAUAACAUUAACCUGUAACGUAGUUACUGAUGGUUUAUGAAAAAAGAAAGACUUAAUACGUAAUUAGAGGCAAGAUUAUAUGGUGAAUAGCGAUAAAACGGAAAUAACAGCGAAACAGAAAUCAAUACACAGCCAAACAGCGAAAUGCAAGCCAGUACACCACAGAAGGCCUGUUUUACGUUGACACGGAAUCAGAGUUGGAUGACGUAAACGGAAACAUAGUUGGAUGACGUAAACGGAGACAGAACACCCAGAACAUUUCCCCAUCCUGUCUGCUGCUUCUGCAACGCGUGGAAACGUAACAAAUGACAACCAAUGAGAUUUAAAUUCACAGUUUAAAAAUAUUAAUUAAAUUUAAAAAAAAAUUAAGCCCUGAGAACAUAACAUGAUCAGUAUUUAGUAAAAAAAUAAACCACAAAGUAAUUAAAGAGCAGUAGACAGGCUUGUACUUAAAAAAAAAUUUUGUGUGUUUAAAAUGUAAACAAACAUGGAUACCACCACAGCUAAAUUCUCAGCUUCUUUUGGUUGCUCAAAGUAAGGUAAACGGAAGAGGUCAGCAUUGCUGAGCUAAUCCGUGUGGGUUCGUGUCUGCAUGCGGACCAUUGUAGAUACUCCGUUCCGCGAGUUCCGUCUCUGUUUACGUGAUCCAUCUCCGCAGAACGGGCCUAUCACUGAAAUGCAAGCUAAAUUCACCACAUAACACCGAAAUGCAAGGCAAAAUACAAAAUCAUUUGGUUUUGUCUAUGAAAAUACAGAAUUAAAUUCAUAAAUCUUUAGUUUGGGCUUUUAUUUAAAAUCCUAAAAUAUUAUGUACUGUUUAAAAAAUUUUUUUUGGGACUUUGAAUAAACUUCAACCCCACAAUGAAAUAUUUUUUUCCCACUGCUUAAACAGUUAUGUAGGUUUUGUAGUUCCAUUAACACCAUAUAUUGUUUUGGUAUUAAAGUAAUUUUAUUUAUUUAUAUAUAUAUAUAUCUCUUUUUAUAUAUUUUUUUUUGCAGGAUAAUUUAAAAUAAAAAAUAUAAUAACAAAAUUGUGAAAAUAUUAAACCAUGAAGUCUUGGCUCUAUCCAUUGCUUUUUAAUAUUUAGCUCUGCAGUUUAUAUUCUAUUUAUAACUUCCAUGUGAACUAAGGAACAUUACAGAAGAAUAUUGAAUGUUCUAGUUGCAGUUUUUUGUUUAAAUUACUCUCAUCUAUGUACGUAGUAUUGUUUUAUGAACACAUUGUGUCAUGCCACAAAUUUUUGAAGCAAUUGAUCUGAGUAAUUGUGCUCAAUAUGUACUUUAUACAUAUGUUUGAAUUUUUAAUGAUGAUAUGUUUGAAUUUUUAAUGAUGAUGAAGAUGAAAUCCAGUAUACAUAGCCAAUAAGUAUGCAUGUUACAAAGUUCAGUAGUAACACCGUGUGGUAAAAGGAAAACAUUCUUUUGUAAUGUUGUUAUGUAAUUAUUUUAAAAACAGAUGUAAAAUGAAAUUCUCUGUUCAAUUUAUCCUAACCUUGAUGCGAGGAUUAAGUUACAAGGAUAUUGGUGAGAACCUGUAAAAGUGGCCCUAAAUAUAAGCUAGAUUUAAUUCAGCGAAAGUUAUGUAUAUAUAUGAUAAAAUAACUGAAAUUUGGUUUUAAAAAAUAUUGAUUAUUUAAUCAGAUUGCUAGCCCAAGUUCACUGACCACUGUCCACUAUUAAUUCCACAGGUGAGUUUUGAGUGUUAUCAGAACAGCCAUCACAAGUGUAGGAUGCCAUGGUAUUAACUUCCAUGAACAUUACAAUUCUGUAUUAACUUUCUCACACCUUCCGUUUCAAAACUAAAGGAUAGGCAAAUACCUUUUCUGUAUGAAUGCAAUUUGAAGUUGGUUUGUUUCUGUUAGUGCUGGGCUGAAUCAUAUGGUUAUAAUCGUCAUUUAUGACAUCUGAGAACUUAGCUUUUACUUCUUUGGUAUGAAACUCAUGCAAGGAAUCAUGAAUAAUUUAUUCUGAAUUGUCGGCUUAAUAAGCAGUUUAUUCUCACCUUAUCUGCAAUAGAGAACUUUCUUUACCUACAGGGAACUUCCCACCUAAAGAGAAAUUGAUAUGAUAAAUAAAAAUGAGGAUGAUAAAAAAUAAAAUUGACUGAAAUUUCACUUCUUCCUUUUGUUAACAUAUCACCUGCCAUCUGUAAGGUCAUCUAAAGUGUCUGUAAGUUAUCCUGGUGGUCAGGCACUGGGAGAUAUUCAUUAUGCAGAGCAGUGAAGAGUACAGUGGGCUCGGUCGGGGAGCGUUAUUCACAAUUCCUGCAUUAUUCACAAUCAUAAAGCAAAUUCACAAUUGUGAAAUGACUGUGUCAGAUUGUCCCAUCACUAGUCUGGGCUUGGUAACAUUGCUCGGGAACAGAGCAUCACACAGUGAAUCCCUAGUAAAGUUAAAUUAAAUGUAGUUUUUUUAUUGAUCAAUAACAAAACUGCAUUAAUAUAACUCAGUUUUUUGUUUUACAUAAUGCGUACCCUUGACCAUCAUCAGACCUAUGUUCUUAAGAACAUGCUUACUCGUUCAGAGCUAAUGCUUGUAACACAUGUGAGAAUUGCUGGUGGAAAGUGUUCAGCAAAAUAAACACUGUGAUCCGCUGGUUA